AUGAGUUCAUUGCUUCUUGUGGAUAGUAUAGCUGGAGACAUGCCUAUCAGAAAGAGUGACUCCAAGCCCUUGAUGGUAACAUCUACUCAAGGAAAGAAUGUAAAAUCUGGACCACACUUGAGUAAGAUGAGCAGGAAGGAGUUGGAGGACAGCUAUUCUCAACUUCAAGAGGAGAGCUUGCUGGUGAAGGAGUUAUCUUGGAAGCAAGAGGAUCAGAUCAAAAGAAUGAGGACAAAACUGUUGAGACUCACAGCUGAGGGAAGGACCAGUGGAGACCCCAAGAGGUCUAGCAGGAAUCUAAAGGCUGAAGAAACUAUUGAGAACCUGAAGGACCAAGUGUGGCAGUUGCAGCGACACAAUGAGGGACUCAAUAACCGUCUUCUGAUGUAUAAACAGCAGCUACAAGUCCAGAGCUCUGGGCACUCUCUGUAUAGCUAUGUCCAGCCUCGGAUAAAUACAGGGAGGAGGCAGCUUCACACUUCUGAUGCUCGAAUUCCAGCAAAACUCAAAAGAGGGCCACCUACCAGGCCAAGUUACACAGCCCCUCCUACAUACAAAGAGCAUUUGAUGGAAGAAGUCAGAGCUGAGAUGCCUAGUGAACUUUUGUGCACAUCUAGCAGAGUCCAGAUUAUGACCAACAAUACUGUGAAAAUGGAUGAACUAGAAUUGUCACCAAAGUCUCCAGAGAAGAUGUGGUCCAAAGAUGAAGACUGUGAAGAAAAAAGCUCCUUAGAAUAUGCUCAGUUGGCCACACAGUAUAGAGCUUCCAUUAGAGAGAAUGUGGAACUGAUCCAAGUGAUGAGACUCUUGCAUGAAAGAAGCACAGCUCUUGUGGCAGCAAAGACACAACUAGCAGACCUGCAGGAGGUGAGUGAGACCACAUGGCAACAGAAUCAGGGAAUGUUAAGUACAUCCCAUAAUGCUCUGCUAUCUCAAGUGGAUGAGCUCAAUACAGAACUGAGGGAAAAGAACAAGAAGUUGGUGAGUCUGGAAAGUCAAUUGGCAGACAUGUCCGUCCUACGGAUUACAGUGAGAGAGUUUCAGGACAGAGUGGAGGAUUUAAAAAGAGAGAGAAAUCUGCUGAAGGGAAAUCAUGACAGACUCUUAAAAAACAUGUUAAACAGCAGCAGUCAGCCUCACUGGAGCACCGAUCUCAUGAAGGAACGGCUCCAGCAGAAAGUCUCUCAUUUACAAGAGCAGCUGGAUUCUGAGUUAGCGGAGAAGAGAAAGAUCUUACUUCAGUUGGCUAAGGAACAGGCUGAAAAUGCAGACCUAAAGCAGGAAGUCACUCAAAUGAUCAUGAAACACAAAAAGGAAGUAGAACUUCUCCAACAGAAAACUACCAGCACUACCACUAGUAGCAGCCAAUCAGAUCCAAACAUUUUGCAACCUUCAUACCAAGAUUAUACUAAAGAAACACAGACCCAUGAACUGAACUCUCUACUAGAAAUUCAAGAAGAGGAAAAGAACCUGUCUUGGGCUUACAAUCAGAUGAAGGUGGCACAUGCAGAAACUGCACUAGAAUUAGAAAAGACAAGAGACAUGCUCCUUUUGCAGCACCAGAUCAACCAACGUUAUCAGGAUGAACUGGAAAUUGUGAAGACAAAAGCUGAUAAUAAUGAGAGAGAACACAAGGAGGAGUGGGAGAAGUUGAAUCAACUCCUGGACCUCAAGAACAAUCGCAUCCAACAGCUGGAAGGUAGUUUUGGAAGUCACAGACUUAUGGAGGCACAGUUUAAAGAUGUGGCUUAUGGUACUCUGAAGUUUACACCGGGUCUGCAAAUGCCAGAGAAUAUGGUGAACUGUCUUCAGCUGCACCAGGGUGAAAACCUUUUUGAACUGCAUCUUCACCAGGCCUGUCUGUCACCCGCAGCCCUGUCUCAAGCUGGAGAUAUCCAGCUUGUCUCCUUCUGUACCUAUUCCUUCUAUGACUUUGAAAUCCACUGCACCCCCUUGGCUGUGGGGCCACAACCUCUCUAUGAUUUCACCUCCCAGUAUGUGGUAAGAACAGAUUACCUUUUCCUGAACUAUUUACAAGGGGCUUUAUCCCAAAUUAACCUCCACCAGACUGCAGCUCUUGACCACAAUACCCUUGCUGUUGGCUGGCUUCGUUUUGACAAAGUGCUAGAGACAGUGGAGAAAGUCCAUGGCACUGCCAUGCUUACUGGAACUAAUGGAGAAGACUUUGGGACAUUGGAUUACUGGAUGAGGCUGAAAUACCCCAUAGCACACUGCUUACAGGCAGACAAUAAGCGAUUGAAAGCCCAAGCAUACCUGUCUGCUAAUGUGCAUGGGGCCAAGAAGGCUCAGCCAAAGGAGCCCAGAUCAGAGAUUUUCAAGCAUAGGAAUCAGUUGUGGGUGGAAAUCAUCAGGUGCUGCAACCUCCAGAGCCGAUGUCUGGGGACACAACCCAGCCCAUAUGCCAUCUACCAGUUCUUCACCUUUUCUGACCAUGAUACAUCCAUCAUUCCUGCUAGCAACCAUCCCCACUUUGGUGAUCAAGCCUGCUUCCCAGUGCACAUGACCUUGGAACUGGAUCAAUAUCUCAGGCAGACGGUCCUGCCCAUAUAUGUAUUUGAUGACAACGAAUCAGAGCUAGGCUGGUUCCUUGGAAAAGCUCAGGUACCUUUGCUGCCUCUUGCACAAGAUAAAGUCAUUCAAGGUAACUUCAACCUCAAUGACCCUGUGGGGGAACCCAAUGGGUCCAUUGAACUGAAAUUGGAGUGGGAGUCUCAUUACCUAUCUCCAGAGAGUUCACUGAAGCCAGCAACCCAGUCUGUUGAAAAUUACAACAAGGCACCCCUGUCUGUGGAAAAUUACAAUGAAGCACCCUUAUCUGUUGAAAAACACAAUGAGGCACACCUGCAAGUAGAAGAUUAUAAUGAGGCACCUUCCUCUGUAGAAAAUGAGACAGACUUGCAUAUAGAACAUUACAAUGAAGCACCCCUGUCUGUGGAAAAUUAUGAGGCACCCCUGUUUGAAGAAAAUUCUGAGGCACCCCUAUCUACAAAAAAGCACGAGGCAAACCUGUCUGUAGAAGAUUACAAUGAGGCAGACUUGUCUAUAGAAAGUUACAAUGAGGAGAACUUGCAUGUAGAAGAUUAUGAGGAAAACCAGACUACAGAAAAUUACAAAGUAAACCCAUCCAUAGAAAAUAAUGGUGAAGCAAAGCUGUCUACAGGAAACUGCGAUGAGGAAAAGGUAUCUAUAGAAAACUGCGACGAGGAAAAACAGUCUAUAGAAAACUGCGACGAGGAAAAACAGUCUAUAGAAAACUGCGAUGAGGAAAAACAGUCUAUAGAAAACUGCGACGAGGAAAAACAGUCUAUAGAAAACUGCGACGAGGAAAAACAGUCUAUAGAGAACUGCGAUGAGGAUAAUGUAUCCAUAGAAAACUUCGAGGAGACAGAGCCAUCUGUAGAAAACUGCCACGAGGACAAUGUAUCCAUAGAAAACUUAGAGGAGGCAGAGCCAUCUGUAGAAAACUGUGAAGAGGCAAAACAAUCUAUAGAAAAUGAAAAUGAGAUGCCCCUGUUGGUAGAAGAUUAUAAUAAAGCACCUGAACCUAUAGAAAAUUACAAUGAUAAACCUAUAGAGAUUCCAGCUGAAGAAGAAAACAUUUUAUUUCACCAGCAGGCCAAUAAGGGGAAAUCGUCAGGUGUGUCUGAGGAUGAGCCAGAGGAAUGUUACCCAGAAGCAGAGCAUCGAGAGUCUCCAUCUGACACUGCAGCUAAUCAACCUUCCGAACAAGGUGAUGAAGUCAGUGAAACACAGACAACAGACAGCGAUGAUGUCAUAGUGACACCCCUGUCUCAAAAAGGGCCUAAGACAAAUUCAGACAAAAUUUGCAUUGAAAUUGUGUCCUUGGCCUUUGACCCUGAGGCUGAAGUGAUGUCUGAUGAGAGCAUCCAGCAGGUGUACGUGGAGUACAAGUUUCAUGAUUUGCCUUUGUCAGAGACAGAGACACCUGUGUCUCUUCGGAAACCCAGGGCAGGGGAAGAUAUCCACUUUCAUUUCAACAAAGUGAUAGACCUCAACCCAGCAGAACAUGGAGACCGAAGGAAGUUUCUCUUUUCUAUGUUGCAAGACAAAAAUCCUGAGCAGAGGCAAUUGAAGUUUAUAGUGGUGAGUGAGCCUGAAGAGCAAAAGAACGAAUGUCAAGAAGUAGGCUAUGCUUACUUGGAACUGUGGCAGAUCCUGGAUACAGGAAGAGACAUUUUAGAACAAGAGAUAGACAUUGUCAACCCUCAGGACAAAGCCACCUCCAUUGGAAAACUGAAAGUGUCCCUUCAAGCAACUGAUGCACUUCAGGCCAUUUUCAAGGAGAUGAAUGAAGAUAUGCAUUUGUGAUGUAGCAGAUGCAAGGGGUCUCGUCUAGAACUGAAUAUAUCACAGGGUCAUUUUGAGGGGACCAUUGUAAAAGUCUGCUUACAAAGUGCUUUGUGAUUCCACAGAUUUAUACCCCUAUACACUUAAUUAGUGACAUCUAAUCUCUCCCUCACUAUCAUGGAGAAAGCCU
Molecule: messenger RNA, 4519 nt
Organism: Dromiciops gliroides (monito del monte)
Lineage: Eukaryota; Metazoa; Chordata; Mammalia; Microbiotheria; Microbiotheriidae
Gene: RPGRIP1
Product: RPGR interacting protein 1
Exons: 22
Coding region: 1-4350 (1449 amino acids)
Biological process (GO): non-motile cilium assembly; retinal rod cell development
Cellular component (GO): photoreceptor connecting cilium
Molecular function (GO): thromboxane A2 receptor binding
Source: RefSeq, a predicted model, not a curated record